UUAGAGGGAGAUAAAUAUUAUUGGACAGAGGGGGCGUGUCUCCGUGCGUCCGCGCGAGACCACAGGCUCAUAGCUGCAGCUCCACGCGCACGCCUUCGCUUCACUUCCAACUUCAAAUGCGCGCUUUACACCUUCAGGGACAUUUAUAUUUUAUUUUAGUUUUUAGUCGUUUUUGGAAAGUCUUUUUUUUUGGAAAGUGGACUGUUUCAGUUUUAGCAUCUUCAGCCCUUCUAACUGCAGGUGCGUGAAGGUCUCAGUUGAGUAGGAUCUCUGGGCAUCAUGAAGUUUCACACUGCCAGCAUGGAGGCUACUGAACACUGAGCCUCAUCUGCUUCUCAUCUCAGUUCAGCAGUGCAUGUGAGCACGGAGUCCCUCUGAGUGUGUGUGUGUGUGUGUGUGUGUGUGUGUGUGUGUGUGUGUGUGUGUGUGUGUUGACUGUCAUGGCAUUUACAUUAUCGGAGAUCAUGGCUGCACGACGGCAGUCUCAAAGAGGAGUGAGAGGAGCAGUGGAGGUGGACGAGUACAGUGCAAACCCCACUCAGGCCUUCACCUUUUACAACAUUAACCAAGGACGCUUCCAGCCACCCCACGUCCAUAUGGUUGAUCCGUUACCCCAUGACACCCCUAAGCCGCCAGGCUAUACUCGCUUUGUGUGCAUCUCGGACACACACUCGCGCACGGACGCUAUUCAGAUGCCGUACGGCGAUGUGUUGCUGCACGCAGGAGACUUCACUGAGCUCGGCUUACCCAGCGAGGUCAAGAAAUUCAACGACUGGCUCGGCACCCUGCCUUACGAGAUAAAGAUUGUGAUAGCGGGAAACCACGAGCUGACGUUCGAUCAGGAGUUCAUGGCCGAUCUGAUCAAGCAGGACUUCUACUACUUUCCGUCUGCCUCCAAGCUGAAACCUGAGAAUUAUGAGAACGUGCAGUCGCUGCUCACCAACUGUAUCUACCUGCAGGACUCGGAUGUUACUGUCAGAGGUUUCCGCAUCUACGGCUCACCGUGGCAGCCGUGGUACUACGGCUGGGGUUUUAAUCUCCCGCGAGGGCAGGCGCUGCUGGACAAGUGGAACCAGAUCCCUGACUCCACUGACAUUUUGCUCACACACUGCCCUCCUCUGGGUUUUCUAGACUGGGUGCCGAGGAAGAUGCAACGUGUCGGUUGCAUGGAACUGCUGAAUACGGUGCAGAGACGAGUCCAACCCAAAUUACACGUCUUUGGACACAUACAUGAAGGUUAUGGCAUGAUGACUGACGGAACCACUACAUUUAUUAACGCCUCGGCCUGCACAGUGAACUUCCAGCCCAUGAACCUGCCCAUCGUCUUUGACCUGCCGAAUCCCAGGAGCUCGUGAUUGAACUCGGCCCCACCCCAUGCCUCCCAAAAUCAGGUUUAAUUUCCAAGCCUAUCUGGGUGCUGUUUUUGUGUACAUAUUACAGAGAGAGAGAGACUACUGUGGAAGAUUUGAAUCUGUCGUUGUGCCAUGUUCUUUUCUCAAAUCCUGCCUCAUUUCCUGAGCGACUCUCACGCUUUCAUUGCACAUAAAAUCUCGUGACAAUCCCUCUUGUUUAUUAACGGCGGACAUGCAUCAUACGGCGCAACCAUCUUACGGACUGCGUGAGACGCGUAAGGACGUCUGACUUUUAAUUACUUCACAUCGGAGACGGCUUAAGAUGCCCGUGGUGUGCUGACUGAAUCUGAUCUUCUCUGAUUGAUCUGAUCUGAUCUGAUCUGAUAUGAACUGAUGGACAUGUCUAUUUCCAGUCUCCCACUCUUGUUCCCACUCUUCUUCUUCAGUGCUGGACAGAGGAGACCUCCAAAUCAUGUACAGUUGCCGUUGUAUAUAAAAAAAUCUCCAUUUUUAUGCUUCUGUUAUUUGUUUUAUUGUAAAUCUGUGUGACGUGAGCGUGUCAUUGAAAUUGUUUCAAAGCACACAAUUUAUUAGAUCUCAUUAAGAUGCAUUUAUUCUUUUUUCCUCAUCCGAAAAUGCUCAAAGUGCACUUUUUGCUUAGCGAGUAUCUGUUGCUCUACAUGUUUACGCCUGUGGUUUUAUUUAUUUUUUAAACUCGUAGCGAUUGUUUAUGUCUGUGGCAUUGAACAUUCCGAUUACGCUCAUUGUUAUAUUUCCAAUUAAAAUAAAGUGGUCUUUUGUCUUAUUAUUAUCUUUUUUUUUUUUUUAAAUAUGUGGACGAAUAAGUGUAUGAAUCAGAUGAGCAUGUGUGAGAGAGCAUCAGGUCAAAAAAAAAAAAAAAAGCACUUCUAAUGGCCAGAAAAGUAAAGACUGGAUAACGAAAAUGAAGACAGAGAACAGCAUUUGGAUGAUUAUGUAAAAGCUUGGAGUCUGAAUUACCGUGCCAUAUUUAUUUAUUUAUUUAAAUUUUUUCUGUUGAAUUCUUGAAUCUGAUUGGUCGUUUCUAUAGUAACGGCUUACGCAGGGACUUUACUGUACUGUAUGAUGGAUGAAUAAGUAAAUGGAUGUAUAAUUCUUAAUGUGGUCAAGUUUUCUUUUUUUUAAGAGGCUAAAAAAAGGAGUCUCCAGUGUUAAAUCUGCUUUAUUUUGUCUUAUUAACAUCAUCAGAGGAAAAAAAAAGAAAUUCUGGUGAGAGAACGACUAUUUAAUAGCUGCUAUAACGUAAUCGCUUUUUUGCAACGUUAAAUGUAUCUAAUAAAGUGUUCCACAGUAAAACGUUGUAUUUCCGUUAGUAAAAGAUCGUGAAUGAGGACAAAGUGCUGUGGUGUCGUGCCACAUCACACAAACCCCAUCACUGAUCAUGCUGUAUUUAAUUCCUUGUCUAUUUAUUUGACAGCACAUCAGAUUAUUUUAUAAUCUCCUCCAUCUUUAUCAUUUGUCCUGUUCAUGAUACUCUUCUGAUGUUUAUUGUUGUUGUUUGUUUUGUUUUAGACACAAAGAAAACGUUGGAAAUUCAUUUGACGCAGAAGUAAAGAACCCAAUCCGUGCCAGACUCUGGCGUCUGCUUUUAGCCGUUUCUCUGAUUCCAACCCGAUACGAGAUUGAAACAUUUCUCUGCAUUUCCGUCGCAAUCAAAAAGAUUUGAAUUUCAUAUCAAUUAUUAGAGAAAACCUAAUUUAUCUAGGCACAAACCAUAUUCUCUCCUUCAUUCGGUCACCUCACUCUUCCACACUUCUGCACAUCCUAAUGAAAUCCUUCGUUCAAAUAAUUACAUCAGUAAUCCUGCGGGAUGGAGUGUAAUUUAUUCGUUGCUGGCUUUUACUAUGCUAUUAAAGACUUCGCUCUGCUCUCGUCGUCUCUCGUCCUCUCUUCUCUCCUGUCCUUUCUACUCCUGUCCUUGCUUAUUGUUUUCCUUUUCCCUUUUUUUUAAAAGCAACCCAUUUUAUACACUUUCCAUCUCUGUAAAAGGCAACCUGUUUCUUUCUUUAUAGCCCUUUUUUUCUGAGAUGUCGUGUGCUGUCAGCCUCUACCUCACACACACAAACACACACACACACACACACACACACACACAAACA
This is a messenger RNA of Tachysurus fulvidraco (yellow catfish), 3490 nucleotides long. It is a transcript of the gene mpped1, whose product is annotated as metallophosphoesterase domain containing 1. The transcript has 7 exons. NCBI's taxonomy places the organism in Eukaryota, Metazoa, Chordata, Actinopteri, Siluriformes, Bagridae. Gene Ontology annotation, molecular function: hydrolase activity. The record is from RefSeq and is a predicted model, not a curated record. The coding region runs from base 441 to 1355 and encodes 304 amino acids.